This is a messenger RNA of Frankliniella occidentalis (western flower thrips), 883 nucleotides long. RefSeq names its product mitochondrial translation release factor in rescue. The coding region runs from base 191 to 664 and encodes 157 amino acids. Gene Ontology annotation, biological process: translational termination. Gene Ontology annotation, cellular component: mitochondrion. The record is from RefSeq and is a predicted model, not a curated record. Gene Ontology annotation, molecular function: translation release factor activity. The transcript has 3 exons. NCBI's taxonomy places the organism in Eukaryota, Metazoa, Arthropoda, Insecta, Thysanoptera, Thripidae.
ACUCAAGUCUUGCAACUGUACCGGAGUUUGAUUCGAUAUGGUCAGAACCUCCAACUAACAGAUAAGCAAUACUAUUUGAGAAGAGUGAGGGAGGAGUUUCGUGCAAACAAAGAUCUGCAGGCCCCAGAAAAAAUUGAGUUUAUGUUUAAGAAGGGGCAGAGUCUGUUACAGAGGAAGAGACUUAUCUAGAAUGUUCCCAGUUUUGAAGACUCUCCGAUCAUUUGGACUUCCUUCUGGCCUGAGGAUACCUUUUCUUGCACGGUCGAAAUUUACUCCUGACACAUCCAAAGUCCCUGAACUUCAAGAAGAGGACUUGCAUGAGCAAUUUGUGAGGGGAAGUGGUCCAGGCGGGCAGUCAGUCAAUAAAUCUUCGAACUGUGUUUUGUUAAAGCACUUACCUUCAGGAAUUGUUGUUCGCUGUCAUGAAUCUCGCUCUUUGGAUCAAAACCGCAAGAUUGCUCGAGUUCGUCUCACCCAACUUUUGGACAAUUUCAUUAAUGGUGAGGAUAGUGUUGAAGCACAAACUAAAAGAGAAAAUAAAAGGGUGAGUGAAAUAACGGCUGCCAUCAAAAAGGAAAGACGGGAGAAGAUACGCAAGUUAAAAGAGUCUGUAGCAAAUGCCAAUGAUUCAAAAACAAAAAAUGAUCCUCAUGAACAUACUUGAUAAGCUUUAUGGCUUGUACUUGAAUAUGUAUCUCUUAUCCUGUCAAUAAAUAGAGUAUAGUCUAUAACUUAAAAAGGGUAUUUCAUUUUAAGCCAAAAUAGUUUUGUAUUAUUUAUUUUUUUCAGAUUUAUUUAUAGAGCACUUUUGUUGCAGUGAUGCAUUGACUUUUUUUUUCUGAUUAGGCAUGAGAACAUAGAAUCCAAUGCAUGUAACUAACAA